GGAACAAAAUGGCAGCCCCCACGCUGCGGGGUUUGUGUUGUUUAUCCAGAGCUUUAGGAUGGUGGUCUCGGCAGCCAGUCCUGGUGACUCAGUCCACAGUUGUAGUUCCAGUGAGAACUAAAAAACGUUUCACACCACCUACUUAUGAACCCAAAUACAAAUCAGAAAAGGAGUUUAUAGAACAUGCCCGGAAAGCGGGACUGGUCAUUCCUCCGGAGCGUUUGGAGCGUCCUCUGCACCUGGCCUGUACAGCUGGUAUCUUUGACGCCUAUGUUCCUCCAGAGGGUGAUGCUCGCUUGUCCUCUCUCUCGAAGGAAGGACUGGCACAGAGAAGUGAGCGGUUGAAGAAGAAGGUGACCUCCCAAUUGUCAGUCCGGAAGAUAAGAGAACAUGAUCCUAAUUUCAAAAUAAAGGACUUCCCUGAAAAAGCUAAGGAUAUUUUUAUUGAAGCUCACCUUUGUCUAAACAACUCAGACCAUGACCGGCUUCAUACCUUGGUAACUGAAAACUGUUUCCCGGACAUGGUCUGGGACAUCAAAUAUAAGACCGUCCGUUGGAGCUUCGUAGAAUCUUUAGAACCGCCUCAGGUGGUUCAGGUUCGCUGUUCAAGUCUGAUGAACCAGGGCAACAUAUAUGGCCAGGUCACCGUCCGCAUGCACACCCGGCAGACUCUGGCCAUCUAUGACCGGUUUGGCCGGUUGAUGUAUGGACAGGAAGGUGUGCCCAGGGAUGUCCUGGAGUAUGUUGUGUUUGAAAAGCAUCUGGUAAAUCCCUAUGGGAGCUGGAGAAUGCAUGGCAAGGUCAUCCCCCCAUGGGCACCCCCUAAGCAGCCCAUCCUUAAGACGGUGAUGAUCCCUGGGCCCCAGCUGAAACCUGGAGAAGACUAUGAGGAGCCACAAGGAGAGGCCCAUAAACUUCAGCAACCCUGAUGGCAAAAAUGACUCCUGGGGUGAAACAUGGCUGAUGAGAUGGCCAGAAGCUAUGGAGUCUGGGAACUGUGAAGUCAGUCAUCUUUUCAUCAUGCUGUAGAAAGACCUACCUUUGUCCUCUCCUGUCCUGCUUGGGUGUUUUCAGCUGUCUCCUUGGCAACCACGGCUGAUGGCUGGGCCCAGGUGGGUGGCUGAUAUGCACAGCCACGAACCCACUUCUCCCUUUUUAAACUGUGUUUCUAG
Puma concolor (puma) is the source of this 1172-nucleotide messenger RNA. RefSeq names its product mitochondrial ribosomal protein L45 (gene MRPL45). The record is from RefSeq and is a predicted model, not a curated record. Gene Ontology annotation, cellular component: mitochondrion. NCBI's taxonomy places the organism in Eukaryota, Metazoa, Chordata, Mammalia, Carnivora, Felidae.